Messenger RNA from Didymodactylos carnosus, 777 nucleotides. The record is from the annotation of a GenBank genome assembly. NCBI's taxonomy places the organism in Eukaryota, Metazoa, Rotifera, Eurotatoria, Philodinida, Philodinidae.
AUGGUAAACUCUACAACAAUACGAAACGUACAAUGGAAUGGUGAAAAAUAUUUGUGCGGUGGUAUUGCGAACGUUGCAACAGUACCGGAAUAUCGUUGUCACGGUUUCUCACGUCAUCUUCUCAGAACUGCGAUUAGCAAAAUGGAAAAAGAGAAAUUUCACUAUUCGCUGUUGAACAGUCUCCCUAAUCGGCAAUCUCACUAUGCGGCUUUGGACUGGGAGAAAACGGAAUCUCCGAAUGUAAGCGUUGUAUUAAAUGAUGGCAGUUUAUCAAUUCAACAAAGCGCCUCAUGGAAGCCAUUUACAAUACCAGCAAAUAAUACAUUACUUGACAUUUAUUCCAAGUGUCCCCGACCCUUACAACUAGAUCGAUCUCAGUCCUACGUUCAACAUUGGGUUGGCUGGAAUUGGAAAACGACAUCAUCUGUAUUAUAUGAGAUACAGGAGAAAGGGUAUGCUGUACUGAGCAUGUUGGACGAAAAACAUAAAGAACGUGGAGUGUGUGUUUCGGAAUGGAGAGCAAUUGACUACGAAAUCGAAAAGCAUUUAUUAGAAGCCGCUGUUGUCGAAUUGGCUAGACGUGGUGGAAAACUAAUUGAGUUUUCUACUUUGCCACAAUACGUCGACAAGAAAUUGUUUGAACAAUUUGGAACUGUGACCAUUCGACAGAGCAAAAGCAUGAUCCGUAAUAUUAGCUUAUCAACAACUCAAUACGAACAAGUCAAGGAAUUAUAUCGAUUGGGUCAAGCUGUUUAUUGGCCUGCUGAUUACUUUUAA